Penicillium hordei is the source of this 2223-nucleotide messenger RNA. Its product is annotated as heavy metal translocating P-type ATPase. The transcript is spliced from 6 exons. NCBI's taxonomy places the organism in Eukaryota, Fungi, Ascomycota, Eurotiomycetes, Eurotiales, Aspergillaceae. Gene Ontology annotation, cellular component: membrane. Gene Ontology annotation, molecular function: copper ion binding; ATP binding; ATP hydrolysis activity. The record is from RefSeq and is a predicted model, not a curated record. Gene Ontology annotation, biological process: monoatomic cation transport; copper ion homeostasis. The coding region runs from base 1 to 2223 and encodes 740 amino acids.
AUGGCAUGCUGCAUUAUAGGAGCGUUCUUUCUGAGUAAGCUUGUCCCCAUCUGGUCAUUCUUCAAUCCUACGGGCUCCGACCUGGGUCUAUUAACUCACGGGCUCGACGAUGAAAGAAUGAACCUCGCAGAACCCAAUUGCGGUGUUACAUGGCUAGAAGUGCAGGGCAUGACAUGCGCAUCUUGUGCCAUAGCCAUCGAGGAGCGUUUGAAGCAGAUUCAAGGCGUUUCAAGAGUUGCCACGUCUAUGUCUUUCCAUACCGUGGCUGUGUACCAUGAAGAUAAAGUCACAUCCGGAGAUAUAAUUCACACUAUCGACGACCUGGGCUAUCAAAGUCGACAUCGGAGACACGCAAUCUCAGAGAAGAUCAAAGCAGCGGAAGGCACCGAGGAGCUCGAGGUUACGUGGGACAAAUUGAAAAUGGUUCUAGUGACCGUGGCUUCAUUGGAAUUGCUUUAUAUAUUUGCCAGCUCUUCGGUGAUGUGUAACACAGAGAGACAAUGGGCUAUUCAGGCUGUGAUGAUCAUUAUUUCGACGCGAGACCAGUUUCACUCUGCAUCGCAAGUACAUGCAAGAACGGGUAAUGCUAUACGGUCAAAGCGUGUUUCCACAGAUGUCCACCUGAGUGUUGUGUUUAUUCUUGGACAUAUAACAUCCGCACUGAAUCUGAUCGUGGAUGGUCCGGGCGCAACUUCGUAUUUUCGAGAACCCUUUCCAGCUUUGUUUCUGCAACCCGGUGAUGAGAUCAUAAUUGAAGCAUACAGUCUUGUUCCCUGUGAUUGCUAUGUUAGUAGCGGAGAAUCCGAGGUCGAUCAAUCCACGGUGACAGGUGAAUCAUUGCCAAUUGCCAAAGUGACCGGAAAUCUUCUCAUGUCUGGAACUCGAAAUAUCUCCGGCCGUCUCACUGCUGUCAUUGAGAAGCAGCAUUCUGAUUCGACUCUCAGUAUGAUAAUUCAGAGUAUGGUAGAGGGAACAACACACCGAAGCCAGAUCCAGGACCGCAUUCAAUAUGCAACAGGGGGUUUUGUUACCCUGAUACUCUUUCUGGCUGCCAUAACUUCGCUAUUUACAUGGAUACGCAGUGAACGAAUACCUAAUACCUUGCAGCGCAUUAAUAUGACUGCACACCGAGCCAUGACAGUCCUCGCGGCAGCAUGUCCAUGUGCACUCAAUUUAGCAGUCCCGGCUGCAAUAUUUUCAUGUCUAGAUGUUGCUAGCUGCAAUGGAAUUCUCAUUCGAGGUGGUGUACGAAGCAUUGAAGAGCUCGCUCGCAUCACCCAUAUUGUGUUUGAUAAGACCGGAACCCUCACCAAGGGGAUCCUCCAAGUGACCAGCUGUAAAUGGCUGUCCGAUGCCGCUUUGGACGAAGAAAAGAUCUACCUUCUUCUCAGUAUCGCGGAGGGCCGAGAAGCCUCAAUUCACCCAGUUGCAAACGCACUAUUUAACUGGGCGCUGAAAAAUUUGCCGUCAAGUCUCAGAAAUUCCCAUCGUUCGGGAUCAGUUACAGCCUAUCAACGUGUUCCCGGUCAGGGGCUAUUCUGUGAAGUGGACAUGGUAGCUUAUGGAAUCCAGCAGAUUUGGGUGGGAAAUGCGAAGUAUUUCAAAAGCCAGAGCAUUCAGAUCUCGCAUGAAGAUCCUUCGGCGGUUGGUAUCUCUGUCUGGAUUGCCGUGAAUGGGAGUUACGUUGGAAAGGUCAUAUUAAGUGAUACAAUACGGUCCGAGGCCCCCCAAAUAAUCAAUCAUUUGGCAAAGAGUGGGUUACAUAUCGCAAUGGCCACCGGGGACGCAGAAAAGGAAGCCCAUCGGGUAGCCAAAAACCUGAGGAUUUCUACCAUUGCGUCGGAUGCACUUCCUCAAGACAAGUUACAAAUUGUCCGUGAUCUUCAGGCUACCGGGUGCAAGGUCGCUAUGAUUGGCGAUGGCAGCAAUGAUGGAUCCGCCCUAGUGGCAGCCGAUGUUGGAAUCUGCUUUACUCAGUCUCUUUUUUCCCUGCAGGGGGUCGCCGACAUAUUGAUUGCACAUUCAGAUCUUUCUAGGCUUCCGAUGGUUAUUGACAUGGCCAAAAUGACCCUGUGGCAGGUGAGGCUGAGCAUUUCAUGGGCUGUCGUUUACAACUUGUUUGCGCUCUUGCUUGCUGUCGGCGUGUUAGAAUUUCUCGGGCUUAGAGACGAUUUGUACGUCCACCUUUAUCCCCCCUUGCCCUCUCAUCCCCUCGUCUACUAA